AUGGGAAGGGUGAAGGUGAAGCUUGCAUGGAUCGAGAAGGCAGCCGCAAGGAACGCAACAUACAAGAAAAGGAAGAAUGGUCUCUUGAAGAAGGUGAAAGAUCUAAGCACACUGUGUGAUGUAAAAGCUUGUGCAAUUAUUUAUCCUUGCCGUGGUACGGUGCUGGAAGUCUGGUCAUUAACACUAAACCCGAUAGAUGUUUUGGUCCCGUUCAUGCAAGAACCGGAGCUGGGGAGAAGAAAGAAAAUGUGUCUUGAUGCGAAAGAUCUCAGCAGGCUUGAUCUUGAAACAAUGUCACACUUAAGUUGGUUGGUGGAUAACAAGUUGAAGUUGGUGAAAGAGAAGGUGGCGAAGAAGAAGGCUGAAAUAGCUGCCAAUGGAGAAGGAUCAUCGACCACAAGUGCAGCUAGAAUGCAUGGUUGGUGCUUGGGUUUCAAUGAGCAGGGUGUUAUUAUAGGGGAGCAGUCUGACCAACCUUCUUGUGGGAAUGUUAAUCCUGAUGAUGGUGAUGAUGAUAACAUUGCAUGGUUUGAUGGGAUUUUCCUUGAUUAG
Dioscorea cayenensis subsp. rotundata (Guinea yam) is the source of this 552-nucleotide messenger RNA. RefSeq names its product MADS-box protein SOC1-like. Gene Ontology annotation, biological process: regulation of transcription by RNA polymerase II. The record is from RefSeq and is a predicted model, not a curated record. Gene Ontology annotation, molecular function: RNA polymerase II cis-regulatory region sequence-specific DNA binding; DNA-binding transcription factor activity, RNA polymerase II-specific; protein dimerization activity. The coding region runs from base 1 to 552 and encodes 183 amino acids. Lineage: Eukaryota; Viridiplantae; Streptophyta; Magnoliopsida; Dioscoreales; Dioscoreaceae. The transcript is spliced from 2 exons.